AUGAUUGUACCCACUCUGCUGGUGAUAGCGACGAUGCUGGCAAAUUACCAAGCCACGAAUGAAACACGACGCAUAUUUAGGGGCGUCGAGGAUUUCGAAGGAAAAUACCCUUACGUAGUAGCUUUGUACAACGACUACCGACGCUGCACUGGUACACUCAUUGAUCCCAACUGGGUGCUGACCGCCGCACACUGCCUUACUGUCUCCAAGUACGUACAGUUCGGUAACAUGAAGACACCGUUCAACGAAACGCAGUCCAAAAGAAGAAUCCUGCACAUGGAACAACCAACAACGGCUUACGCGAUGAUCCCCGACCUCGGCCUGGUUUAUAUCGAUGUGAUUACCAUGGCGGAGUACGGUCAUGUAUCAGCAGUUGACUACGAGGCGAUACAAGGACACGCCGUUGAGUACGCUGGCUAUGGAUUUACUCAGAAGGAUUUAACAAAUGACAUUGCAAAGGUGUUUCAAGAUGAUCAGAUACGACCGUUGCAGAUCGGCUCCGGUAUUGUAAGCAAGUGUGAAAAUAUUGGAGUAUCUGCACCACAUAUAUGCUUAGCUCCAAAGUGUUCGAAUAAAUUGCAACAAACGUUGCCCGGCGACACCGGCGGCCCGCUUUUUUUCAAUGGCAAGGUAGCAGCCCUGCACGUCGGAACUCAAACUCUCAAUUCCAUCCGGUAUUACACGCCACUGAGUCCUUAUCUGACUUGGAUACAAAAAGUGAUAGGCGACCAGCACUCGCACAGGAAGUAUUCGGAGGUCUUUAAUACAAGCAGUGCAAUACAAGACAAGCGAGACAAUUUUACACUGAAGUCCCUUAAGUUUCACAACAUUUCUCAAUACCUUAUCGGUCUCAGAAAUAGAGUGAAACAUUAUCGGAAACUGCUGUCAAAAUUGGUCAAAGGAUUUGAAUUAUAA
This is a messenger RNA of Spodoptera littoralis (African cotton leafworm), 915 nucleotides long. NCBI's taxonomy places the organism in Eukaryota, Metazoa, Arthropoda, Insecta, Lepidoptera, Noctuidae. The record is from the annotation of a GenBank genome assembly.